This is a messenger RNA of Ochotona curzoniae (black-lipped pika), 2525 nucleotides long. RefSeq names its product EPS8 like 2 (gene EPS8L2). The transcript has 20 exons. Gene Ontology annotation, cellular component: vesicle; ruffle membrane; plasma membrane. The record is from RefSeq and is a predicted model, not a curated record. Gene Ontology annotation, molecular function: actin binding. Gene Ontology annotation, biological process: Rho protein signal transduction; regulation of Rho protein signal transduction; positive regulation of ruffle assembly. Lineage: Eukaryota; Metazoa; Chordata; Mammalia; Lagomorpha; Ochotonidae. Bases 68 to 2197 code for a protein of 709 amino acids.
CCUGGACUCCUGACUCGGACAGCCUGAGGUCAACCACCACCCCGCCGCCUGCGGGUUGUAGGACAUCAUGAGCCACUCAGGGUCUGUGAGCUGCUGCCCGGGUGCCACCAAUGGCAGCCUGGGACGAUCGGAUGGAAUGGCCAAAAUGAGCGCCAAGGACCUGUUUGAGCAGAGGAAGAAAUACUCCAACUCCACCGUGAUCAUGCAGGAGACAUCGCAGUACCACGUGCAGCACCUGGCCACAUUCAUCAUGGACAAGAGCGAGGCCAUCACCACCGUGGAUGAUGCCAUCCGCAAGCUGGUGCAGCUGAGCUCCAAGGAGAAGAUCUGGACACAGGAGAUGUUGCUGCAGGUGGACGACCGGUGCCUGCGGCUCCUGGACAUCGAGUCCCAGGAGGAGCUGGAGAACUUCCCGCUGCCCACGGUGCAGCUGAGCCAGACGGUGCUGAACCAGCUGCGGUAUCAGUCCGUCCUGCUGCUGGUGUGCCAGGACUCGGAGCAGCACAAGCCCGACGUGCACUUCUUCCACUGCGACGAGGUGGAGGCGGAGCUCAUCCAUGAGGACAUCGAGAGCGCGCUGGCCGACUGCCGGCUGGGCAAGAAGACGCGGCCACAGACGCUCAAGGGCCACCAGGAGAAGAUCCGGCAGCGACAGUCCAUCCUGCCGCCCCCUCAAGGCCCGGCCCCCAUCCCUUUCCAACGCCUCAGCGGUGACUCCCCCCAGGCCCGGAACCGUGUGGGGCCCUGGCUGCCUCCGGGAGAGCCAGGAUUCCGCCACCAGGAGUCGCCGGACGAGGAACCGCGGGCCGUGCUGGCCCAGAAGAUCGAGAAGGAGACGCAAAUCCUCAACUGCGCCCUGGACGACAUUGAGUGGUUCGUGGCGCGGCUGCAGAAGGCGGCGGAGGCCUUCAAGCAGCUGAACCAGCGCAAGAAGGGAAAGAAGAAGGGGCGGCGUGGACCGGCAGAGGGCGUCCUCACGCUGCGGGCGCGGCCUCCGUCCGAGGCUGAGUUUGUCGAUUGCUUCCAGAAGACCAAGCUGGCCAUCAACCUGCUGGCCAAGCUGCAGAAGCACAUCCAGAACCCAAGCGCGGCGGAGCUUGUGCACUUCCUGUUCGGCCCUCUGGACCUGAUCGUGAACACGUGCGGGGGACCCGACAUCGCCCGCAGCGUCUCCAGCCCCCUGCUGUCCCGCGAGGCCGUGAGCUUCCUGCGCGGCCACCUGGUGCCCAAGGAGAUGGCGCUGUGGGAGUCCAUGGGGGAGACGUGGACACGGCCGCGCGCCGAGUGGCCGCGGGAGCCGCAGGUGCCCCCCUACGUGCCCAGGUUCCACAGCGGCUGGGAGCCCCCCCUGGACGUGCUGCAGGAGGCGCCCUGGGAGGUGGAGGGACUGGGCGCUCCCGCGGACGAGCUGGCCCCCGGGAACCGGCAGUCCUUCCGAAACUCGGUGAAGCCCGCCGUGGCCGCUGAGAGCACGCCCCCCGGUGACGCCCUGCCCCCGGGCCCCACACAGGGUCACAGGGGCUACCCGGGCGCCCCGGCCAUGGCCAAGUACGUCCGCGUCCUCUACGACUUCACGGCGCGGAACGCCAACGAGCUGUCGGUGCUCCGGGGCGAGGUCCUGGAGGUGCUGGAGGAUGGCCGGCAGUGGUGGAAGCUCCGCAGCCGCAGUGGCCAGGCCGGCUACGUGCCCUGUAACAUCCUGGACGAGGCCCGGCCCGAGGACGCCGCCGGCCCGCCCGAGCAGGCCGGUCAGAAAUACUGGGGCCCCACUAGCCCGACGCACAAGCUGCCCCCCAGCUUCGCAGGCGACAAAGACGAGCUCAUCCAACACAUGGACGAGGUCAACGACGAGCUGGCCCGCAAGAUCAGCAACAUCCGCGCGCAGCCGCAGCGCCACGUGCGCGUGGAGCGCAGCCCGCCCGUGAGCGCGCCGCUCUCCUUCGAGUCCGGCCCCGACCAGGUCCGCGCCUGGCUGGAAGCAAAGGCCUUCAGCGCCCGCGUCGUCGAGCACCUGGGCAUCCUGACCGGCCCGCAGCUCUUCUCGCUCAACAAGGACGAGCUAAGGAAGGUGUGCGGGGAGGAGGGCGCACGCGUGUACAGCCAGCUCUCUGUGCAGAAGGCCGUGCUGGAGAAGCAACAGACCGGGUCGGAGCUGGAGGAGCUCAUGAGCAGGUUCCAGAGGCGAGGGGACCCCUAGAGCCAGCGCGCACCUGCGGGGCCGCACCUGCGGGGCUGCCUGUGCCAGGAGCGGACGGGGGCGGCACAGGGUGGGACCCCGCACCUGUGCCCCUCUUCCUGCCCCAGCCCACCCCCGGCUGACCUCGGCCGAAGCUGCUGCAGCCGAGGGAGCAGCACCUCACUGCAGGCCACGGAGCCCCGGGAGCUGGGGCUCUGCCUGCCUCUCCCUUGUCCACUGCGCGCCAGGCCACCCCUUCAUCCCCCAGGGGCAGCCUGGACAGGGGCUUGGAGACAGGCCUUCAAGGAUCAGGAUGGAGUGGACAUGAGGGGGGCUGCCCACACCCACU